Messenger RNA from Empidonax traillii (willow flycatcher), 1782 nucleotides. It is a transcript of the gene TRAF1, whose product is annotated as TNF receptor associated factor 1. The record is from RefSeq and is a predicted model, not a curated record. Gene Ontology annotation, biological process: regulation of canonical NF-kappaB signal transduction; regulation of apoptotic process; protein K63-linked ubiquitination. NCBI's taxonomy places the organism in Eukaryota, Metazoa, Chordata, Aves, Passeriformes, Tyrannidae. Gene Ontology annotation, cellular component: plasma membrane signaling receptor complex; cytoplasmic side of plasma membrane. The transcript is spliced from 11 exons. Gene Ontology annotation, molecular function: ubiquitin protein ligase binding; tumor necrosis factor receptor binding; zinc ion binding. The coding region runs from base 97 to 1770 and encodes 557 amino acids.
GCGGGUGCGGUUCGUGCUCCCCGCUCCUCCCGGCCGGGGCGAGGCAGCAGCGCCGGGAUCAGACCGAGCGGUGCCCGCGGGGAGCGCCGGGCCCAGAUGGCUGAGCACACCAGCAGGGGCCUGCAGGACGUGCUGGGCUCUUCUCCUGAUGAAAAUGAGCUUCCUGUUGGAUACCCCACCAGCAUCUGCCAGGAUGUGCCUGGCCAGAAGUACCUGUGCAGCAACUGCAACAACAUCCUGAAGAAGGCCCUGCAGACGCUGUGUGGGCAUAGGUACUGCUCUGCCUGCCUCGCCUGGAUCCUGAGAAACAGCAAAAAUGCAAUCUGCCAGAAAUGUAAGGAGGAAGAUCCCGACACUCUGAGUGAGGAAAGCCUGCUGGCAGAAGAAAGGGCUUUUGGUGAUGCUGCCAUUAAUAAAGAGAUCUCUGAACUCAAAGUCCACUGUGUGACCCUUGGGUGCAGCUGGUCUGGUAUCAUGAAAGAUUUUGAAGAGCAUCAGAGCUUGUGUGAAUAUGCUUUAAUCCCUUGUCACACUGGUUGUGGGCACGUGGUGAUGAGGAAAAAACUGGCAGAUCACUUGGAAAAUGGCUGUGUCAAUAAUGUGACGGUGUGUCAGCAGUGCCAGCGCAGCUUGUCCAGCUCUGAGUACCAAGAACACUCCUGUGAAGACAAUCUGUGUAAGGAACAAAACCACCUGCAGACAGAAGCGGCACCCAAGGAAAAGAGCCUCUCCACACCCUCAGCCCCCAAGGGUGGGUGCCGCUUCUCUGAAGUGGGCUGUUCAUUUAGGGGAAGCAAGGAGAAGAUGAAGGAGCACGAGAAAGCUGCAGUUGGGGCCCACCUGCUGCUGCUGCUGCAGCACCUGAGGCAGCUGAAGGAAACCCUGUGCUCUGCUGCCAAGGCUACCCAUGGUGCCACCCCCCAGCAGGAGCUGAACGGGAACAGGGCAGGAAAAAUCAUCUCCAGCCUGCAGAUCCCAGCAGGGCUGGGCACAGGGGGGGAUCUGGAAGUGGACUGUCUCCCUGGAGCUUCUGUUUCUGAGGAUGAGUCCGUCCUGCAGCAGCUGGUGAGGGAGAAGGUGGUUUCUGAGCUGGAGAACAAGCUGCAGGUGUUUGAGAACAUCGUGGCAGUGCUCAAUAAGGAGGUGGAGAGCUCCACCAUGGAAAUCAUGGCCUUCCGCAGGCAGAGCGAGCUGGACCAAAACAUCAUCCGAGGCCUCGAGCUGAAGAUCGCGGAGCUGCAGCGGUGCCUGACGCAGAAGGACGCCGGGCUGAGCAGCCUGCACAAGAGCCUGCUGUUCUCAGAGCAGGCCUCCUACGAUGGCACCUUCCUCUGGAAGAUAACAGAGGUGGGCAGGAAGCUCCAGGACUCCGUGACUGGCAGGACAACGGGGUUGUACUCACCAGCUUUCUACACUGCGAGGUACGGCUACAAGGUGUGUCUGAGGGUGUAUCUGAACGGGGAUGGCACCGGGAAAGGGACCCACCUGUCCCUGUUCUUCGUGGUCAUGAAAGGAGACUACGACGCUUUGCUCCCCUGGCCUUUCAGGCACAAGGUGACGUUUAUGCUGCUGGACCAGAACAACAGGGAGCACGUCAUCGACGCCUUCCGGCCCGACUUGGCGUCCGCGUCCUUCCAGCGGCCGGUGCACGACAUGAACGUGGCCAGUGGCUGCCCCACCUUCCUGCCCCUGGCCAAGCUGCAGUCCCCCAGACACGCCUACGUCAAGGAGGACACGCUUUUCCUCAAGUGCAUCAUAGAGACCAACUAGCAGGGCUUGGGA